Molecule: messenger RNA, 2153 nt
Organism: Lasiosphaeria miniovina
Lineage: Eukaryota; Fungi; Ascomycota; Sordariomycetes; Sordariales; Lasiosphaeriaceae
Exons: 5
Coding region: 1-2061 (686 amino acids)
Source: RefSeq, a predicted model, not a curated record
AUGACGCCACAGCCCUCUUCUAGAAGCCUCUACCUGAAAGAACAAUCUGAUGCGGCCGACUUUCGUCAAAGCCGGGAGAGUAACAAAUACUUUGUCGACAUUCCGCACAAAGAAGAACGCAACAAUCGCCCUUGUUACCACAUUCUGGCCACAGAUGAGCCAACCACAGCUGAAUCAGGAGAGCCUGAAAGCGAAACAGCGCCAACGCCCCAGACGACGUCACCCGCGCCGAGUGUAGACAAAACCGUUCAGCCAGAAGCCAAGAUGGAGCCAUACGAGGACUUCGCCGACGACAUAUCUGACAAGUCGGUCGACCCUGCGCCCCCGGGCUCUGAGCCUAAGUAUCACGGUUACACGCUAGCCACGCUGGAAAUGAUGAAAGGGGGUGAAGAGGGCAAGAACAGCGCUGGUACAGCCCCAGAAGUAGAGGCGGCUAGCGCUGGCGCAGCCCCAGAAGCAGAGGCGGCCAGCGCCGAAGUCGAGAUGACCGACUCUCCGCACAACUACACCUCCUCUGUCGGGCCCGCAGACCCACACGAGCGCGAGCCUUCUCAGCAGGAAACCCAGCCCCCACAGACGGAGCACCGGGCCAGGACCUCAUACCGGUCUCCCUGGAUCGAGGAUGAGACCACUACGGCCGCCAGACCUUCUCCUCCUCCCCCUAUACCCGGCACGACCAGCUCGGGCUUCUUGCGGUCGCCGCACGCACAAGAGCUGAGAGCGGCGACGACGAGCGGCCCGCGUAAGCAGUCGCCGCAAGCCCACGAGAACCAGCCUCCUGCGAUGGAGCACAAGACACCCCGAGCCGCCACUCUUUCUCCUCCCCCAACGCGCGAUACAAGGGGACCCGGUUUCCUGCAGUCACCACACGCACAGGAUCUGAGAGCAGCGACGACGAUCCGGUCAGACAUUAUCCCGCGGACAGCGUCGGCGCAGAAGCGUCAGACGAGUAGGUCAAACAUGAUCCCGCGGUCGGCGUGGGCGGUGGGGCGGAAGUCACGCGGCGGCGGUGGGGACGGCAGUUGCUCGCUGAAGCAUGCGCGCGAGAAAAAGGCCGAGAUGCGCACGAGACUAAAGGAAAAACAAGACAAGACGAAGGUGCGGUUUGUGCUGUCGGGCAAGGAAUCUGCUUCGGGAUCGGGGUCGGGGUCGGGGUUGGGGUCGGGAUCGAGAUCAGACAGGGCGGGUGAGGAUGAAGGUGGUGCCGAGGAGAAGAAGGAGCACGUCGUGGACAAGGACAAGGCCGAGGCCACUGCAGCUGCUCCUGUUGCUGACGGCGGUGGCGUCGGCGAUGAGGGCGAGGGCAAGGACAAGCCACCGCCGCCGCCGCCGCCAUCAUCACCGCCGCAGCAGCCAUCACCGCCGCAGCCAUCACCGCCACAGCCAUCACCGCCGCAGCCAUCACCGCCGCAGCCAUCACCGCCGCAGCCAUCACCGCCGCCGCCACCUUCAAGGCCGCUAUUAGCAGCCGCGAAGCACUUCUUUCAGGGGUACGCGCGGCUAGUCCUCUCGUACUUCGACCACCAGUUCGGGCUGGAACCGUUCGCGGCGCGCGUGAUCGCGCCGCCGAGUACAGUCAACGGGCGCGGCGGGCUGCCGUACGCGCACGCCGAGCACGCCGAGCACGCCACACGCCGCCGCAUCAUCGAGGGGCGGUUCCUGCUGGCGGUCGAGGACGGUAGCAUCGGCGCCACGGUGCGGCCGCCGUUCUCGACGCGCGAGUUCGUGCGCCAGGUGCGCCACGGCGCCACGCCGGCGCCCGACUCGUACGACCCCGUGGCGCUCGUGCACGACCUGACGGCGAGCGAGUACGGCGACGCGCUGCUACGGCUGGUAUUUGAGUGGUACGAUCCGCUCGCGGGCCGGGAUGUGGAGGCCGACGAGGAAGCGGCGGUGCGUAUGGUAGGGGAUUUGGAAGGGGGCACACCGCGGGGCGUGCGGGUCUAUGAGCGGCACCGCGCGUAUUUCCCGGGCGCCAUCGCGAAUUAUGUUGCUGUGCUGUUUCCUGGUGAGGAGGAGAAGGGAGGGCAGAAGGGCCGGCUUGAACAUCUGUCAUCUUGAUGAGCUCGUAAGCAUCGAAGAGGGCAAGAGGCCCAGAAUUAAUCAAAGUCGCCGUCGUGGCUUUACUAUGACGCAUUCGUAAACUUGAACCG